This is a messenger RNA of Saccostrea echinata, 1662 nucleotides long. RefSeq lists its product as uncharacterized. The coding region runs from base 1 to 1662 and encodes 553 amino acids. Gene Ontology annotation, molecular function: zinc ion binding; ubiquitin protein ligase activity; translation repressor activity. The transcript has a single exon. Gene Ontology annotation, biological process: protein polyubiquitination; proteasome-mediated ubiquitin-dependent protein catabolic process; negative regulation of translation. NCBI's taxonomy places the organism in Eukaryota, Metazoa, Mollusca, Bivalvia, Ostreida, Ostreidae. The record is from RefSeq and is a predicted model, not a curated record.
AUGGGUUCAGGAUCAAGCGCCCAGUGUAAAGUCCGGCAGUGUUCUCAGUGUCAGUUGGACACAGAAUUCUACUGUAACACGUGUAAACACGAUUUGUGUCUACAGUGUAAAGAGAGACAUGUUAUUGAUUUAGAUACCAUGUACCAUGAUGUUGUGGUUUUCCGAGAAAAACAUGACUAUAUUCAAAAACAAGAGACUUGUGUGAGACAUACAGACAAAAGUUAUAGAAAGUACUGUCAGUCUUGUGAACUUCCUGUCUGUGUCAAAUGUAUAGGACACAGAAAACACAAAAUAUUGGACAUAAGAUUAGCCUAUGAAGCAAAUCUACGUCGGUGUAAAGAAAUCCUUAAUAUAAUUAGAAAUGAGUCUUUAUAUAACAGCUGUUUUCUCCUGACAGAAAUCAAAACUGAUCGAAAAACUUUUUGCAAAGAAAUCUCCAACGGUCAAAACAAGAUGUCAACAAAAGCCCAAAGGUUGAAGGACUGCAUUGACACAGCGAUAUGUGAUGUUAAAUUUGGACGUAAAAGAUUUAUUUAUAGAUUGCAACGGCAAAUCCGAAUAAUGAACCGUCACCUUGGGAUGUUAGAGAACUAUGAACACAGAUAUGAACACUCAGCAAACAGGCCGGUAGAAUUUUUCUUGUUCUUGAAGAAAAUGUGUUUCCAUAGAAAAGCAGACACUAAUAAUCUUCCAAAACACGCCCUGCUCCCCCUUUGUGAAAAAAUAAACACUGAUGACGUGAUUACGUUACUGGGUCGAAUCCAACUGAUAGAGACAAGAAAAAGAGAAGUAAAAGAUGAAUGUCUUCUGAAACUGAUAUCUACACCCGUGUUACAUAGAACUGUGGGAGUGACAGGAACUAGGGCUAUAACACACAUAUCACAUGUGACAUCUGACCAAAUCUGGAUCAGUGAUAAAAACAAUCUCAUCUUGACAAACAUAGAAGGUGAUGAACUACAUCGUUUGACAGAUAUAUGUAGAUAUAACUGGAGUUGUGGUCUACACACAGUAAACACUACAGGUGAUCUUAUCUAUAUUGACGAGGGUUAUAACAUCAAAAAACUGUCUAAAGAUAAUAGAUUAAAAUCUUCGAUGGUAAAAACAAAACCCUGGGUGCCACGUUGUGUCUACUGGUCCCCCUCAACCGGAGACCUACUAGUCGCUAUGUUUAAUUCUGAUACGAAGACAGCACAGUUAAACCGUUACAAUAACAAACAAGAACACAUACAGACAAUACAGCAUGACCACACAGGUCAGGAAUUGUAUAAAGGACCUGUAUACAUAACAGAGAACAGCAAUGGAGAUGUUAUUGUCUCUGACUAUUACCGUGGUGUAGUGGUGACAGAUUAUGAAGGAAGAUAUCGCUUCACCUACACAGGACCCCCAUCAGGAUCACGACUUUAUCCACAAGGAGCCUGUACAAACUCCUUAUCGCACAUCCUGGUAUGUGAUUGGUACACCAACACAGUACAGAUGAUUGACAAAGAAGGUCACUUUCUAACACUGAUACAGACACAACAACAAGAUAUACACAGACCACGGAGUCUGAGUUAUGAUGACAAAACUCGCCUCCUAUGGGUUGGAUCAGGCAGUGACAAUACAAUUUAUGCAUACAGAUGCAUAGAGAGAAAACUUUCUGACAACAAAUUGUAUUUAAAUUAA